UUUUCGGACAUAUUCGUUGUCGUUUUAAAAAUGGCUGCAAUUCAAUGUGAAACAAAAGAUGACCCUCCUUCGGAAUUAUCAAAAUCGCCUGUGUUUUCAAAUGAAACUGUUAAAAAUAUCAAAGAACAUGAAAAUAGUGGAAUUCCUUUACAAACACCAUGGACAUUUUGGCUUGAUAAGGCUAUUUCUGGAACUACUACCGAGGAGUAUAAAGCUAAUUUGAAAAAGAUUUACACUGUAAAUACUGUACAAAGUUUUUGGGCUGUUUUUAAUAAUAUUCCAAAUCCUUCUGAAAUACAGAUUAGAUAUAGUUAUCAUUUGAUGAGGGAAGAGAGAUAUCCACUUUGGGAGGAACCAAUUAAUCAAAGGGGUGGUACUUGGAGGCUAAAAUGUCACAAAAGCGAAACAUCUAUAGUUUGGAAAGAGGUCGUACUUGCAGCCAUUGGGGAACAAUUUUCUGAAAAUUUAGCUGAAGGUGACGAAGUUUGUGGCGUUACUGUAUCUAUUCGUGAAAGGGACGAUUUGGUUCAGAUUUGGAAUGAAAAUGCCGCCUUAGCGUCAAAAGCCACAAUUCUUGAUAAAAUUCAUAAACUUUUACCAGAAAUCGAAUUUGCUGCGGAAUUUUAUAAACCACAUCAGUCGCAUCACGCGUACGGAAGGCAUUGAUUUUUAUUCUUAAAUUUACAAUUAUUUGUUUUUAUAAAUUGACACAAUGUAAGUGAAAUAUACACUGUAAUGAGAUUUUUUGACACAAGAAAGAAUUUUUUUUUGGACUUUUUCACCUUUAAGAUUUAAAAAUCCACGACUAAAAUAUGUUUUAAGAUUUUAUAUAGUUAUUAACAACAGAAAAUAUAUUGUAUUCUUAACAAAAAAUUUGAAAUAUAUUUUUUUAUUUCAUAUCAAAAGACAA
This is a messenger RNA of Leptopilina boulardi, 910 nucleotides long. RefSeq names its product eukaryotic translation initiation factor 4E type 3-like. The coding region runs from base 31 to 666 and encodes 211 amino acids. The transcript has 6 exons. The record is from RefSeq and is a predicted model, not a curated record. Gene Ontology annotation, molecular function: RNA 7-methylguanosine cap binding; translation initiation factor activity. Gene Ontology annotation, cellular component: eukaryotic translation initiation factor 4F complex. NCBI's taxonomy places the organism in Eukaryota, Metazoa, Arthropoda, Insecta, Hymenoptera, Figitidae. Gene Ontology annotation, biological process: translational initiation.